This is a messenger RNA of Labrus bergylta (ballan wrasse), 3208 nucleotides long. Its product is annotated as interferon regulatory factor 4. The record is from RefSeq and is a predicted model, not a curated record. Gene Ontology annotation, biological process: regulation of transcription by RNA polymerase II; immune system process. Gene Ontology annotation, cellular component: nucleus. NCBI's taxonomy places the organism in Eukaryota, Metazoa, Chordata, Actinopteri, Labriformes, Labridae. Gene Ontology annotation, molecular function: protein binding; DNA-binding transcription factor activity, RNA polymerase II-specific; RNA polymerase II cis-regulatory region sequence-specific DNA binding.
AGGAUUUAAGCGCUCCCGCCGUAAAGAUGAGGGCUUUCUGAAUGAGUGUGUUUCAAAAGUGAGCCGAGUUUCAGGUAAGAGAGCAGCUCCACGCGCUUCCAGGGCGCAGAAGUUAGUCUGCGUGGGUUUUUUUUUUUGAGAGAGAGAGUUUUUCUAAACGUGAAAAGUUUCUGCAGGACAACAACAACAACAACAACAACAACAACAACAACAACAACAACAACAACAGCACUUUGAAACACCUCAGACUCCUGACAAGUGGACGUGUGGCAGAAGGCGCAGAGAUGAACGCAGAGAUGGAGUACACAGGCUCCGGGAGCAGCGGCAACGGAAAGCUGCGCCAGUGGCUGAUCGAGCAGGUGGACUGCGGGAAAUAUCCCGGGCUGGUGUGGGAGAACGACGAGAAGAGCAUCUUCAGGAUACCAUGGAAACACGCCGGGAAACAGGACUACAACCGAGAUGAGGAUGCCGCGCUUUUUAAGGCUUGGGCGCUGUUUAAAGGCAAGUUUCGGGAGGGCAUCGACAAGCCGGAUCCGCCGACCUGGAAGACUCGCCUCCGCUGCGCCCUCAACAAGAGCAACGACUUCGAGGAGCUGGUGGAGAGGAGCCAGCUGGACAUCUCAGACCCGUACAAAGUUUACCGCAUCAUACCAGAGGGCGCCAAGAAAAGACCCCGACAGGAGGACAGCCCUCUGAGCCCAAUGAGCUACCAGAUGCACCCGUCCUAUCCCACUCUGCAGCCUCAGGUUUCUCAGUACAUGCCCACAGCAGAGUGUGGCUGGAGGGAUUACUGUCAGGAUCCGCCCUCCCUCUCUGAGCUGCCCUACACUCAGUUUCCCUGUCCGCCCCGCAGCCUACCGUGGCAGGGCCCGGCCGUGGACAAUGGAUACCAGCUCAGAGCGUCCAUCUACUCGUACAGCCCCGCUGACAGUCAGCCGUCACCAUUCACUCUGGACGCCAGCAUCAGAUCAGCAGAGGCCCUUUCAGACCUCCGCCUGCUUGUGUCUGUAUAUUUCCGGGACUCUCUGGUGAGGGAGGUGACCGUCUCCAGUCCGGAGGGGUGUCACAUCACACCAUGUUCCCUCGAGGAGAAGCACUUCAUGCAGCCAGGUGGUCGCGAGGUGAUAGCCCUGCCCGUAGAGAGUCUGUCCGCCCAGAGGAGGACAGACGAGUGUCCCCCGAGCCCCCCGUCCGACCUGGAGAGGGGCGUGUUACUGUGGAUGGGCCCAGAGGGACUCAACGCUCGGCGGCUGUGUCAGAGCAGAGUGUACUGGCAGGCAGGACUGUCCCAGUACGGAGACAAGCCCAACAAACUGGAGAGAGAGGUCACCUGUACACUCCUGCACACACAGGACUUCCUCACAGAGAUCCAGAGUUAUGGACUCCACGGUCGCCCGCCGCCUCGUUUCCAGGUCCUGCUGAGCUUCGGAGACGAGUGUCUGGACCCGCAGAGGCAAAGACGCACCCUCACAGUCCAGGUGGAGCCGCUGUUCGCCCGGCAGCUCCUGUACUACGCCCAGCAGAUGGGCAGCCACUACUACCGCAGCUUCGAUCACCCGGGGGUCUCAGACCUCAUAAACCCCUCUGAGGACUACCAGAGAGCCAUCCAACACCACCAGAGCAGCAGCCUGCAGGAGUGACCUCAGGAGGAGUGAGAGACUGUAGAAAACUUUCAGACGCAACGACGACCGUUUCUCCACACGGAGGACGAUCUCAGACGGCCUUAUACAUCUACUUACGGACAUUUACUGACAGGGCAUGUUUGUAUUGUGAUGAAACCAAAGUGACUUUUUUUUUGUACUCAGGAUAUUUUUGUGCACUAUAGAUAUUUUACAUUCUGACUUUCCAAAGAAAACUGACAGCUCAGGUGAUUGUACUGUAAAAAUACUUCGGGGGAAAGUUAUACCCUUUAAUUAAAAAGAUAUGUUCACUUUCUUGCCUUGAGGUAAAUCAUGAAAUCAAUACUCUCUCCAGUGAACAUGAAGCCCGUUAGCCUAGCUUAGCACAAAGAUUUGAAGCAAAGGGAAACAGGUGGACUGACUUAUUGCAAAGGUAACAAAAUCUGCUCAUCAAACCUUUGAAAAAGUUCAACAUGAAAAACUGAAGAACAAGCGUGCUCAAAGACAGUUCUGGAUUCAGCAGCUAACUCGACUGACCCUAACUUUCUGUCAAGUGUCAGGCUAGCACCAACACUGUGCCUUUAUAAUAAUGUAUGCAUUAGUCCGAACAGAGACUCUGUGAUGUAACGAUCAGUGUCUUCCUGCAGGUCAGUAUGUUAGUGUAGCUGAAGCGGGUAGUACUUGCAUGCUGAAUAUCUGGUUUACGUUGGUCUUAAAGGGCUUUAAAAUGUUGCUUUCAGGUACAUACGCUUCAAAAAAGAUGUUAGCAAAGCACCACAGUGACUGAGAGAAACACAGAACAAAUGUAACAGGUUGAACUUUACAGUUUAUCAGCAGAACUUUAAAUGACAACAGCAUCAGAAAGUAACUCUUACGAAACUCUUAAAUCUUCAGAGAUUAAAUGGUUAUCGCUGCUAGUUGUCUAACGCUACAGGGAAUUUUGUUAUUAGCGCCAUGCCGCUAUGAUUCAGUCUAUUGACGGGCAGAUAACCAGUUCAGGAGCGCUCGCUGUGGGCAGCCCCCUCGCUCUGACGUGUCUCCAUCAGUGCAUGUCCACAGGACCCUGUUUGUGCUUGUGUGUGUAUUUCAGCCUAUGUUUAGCAUGUGUAGCAUGUGUAGCAUGUUCCACAAAAAGAGUGUCAAAUUAAUUGAUAAGGUAUAUCUUCUUCAGCGAUAAGUCACGGAGUCUGCACAUGUAACAGAUAUUAGACCAUAAAAACAGAUUUUAAGAAUGUCUUAGGACUGUGCUAUGCUAUCUGUUAUCUUAGCAGUCGUUAUGCUAAGCUUAGCGGCUCGUCUUCUGGCACAUCAGUAGCUUCAUGUUUGCUGUUCACAUCGAAGAGUGGAAAGAUUUCUGAAUGUAACUCCUCUUCUAAAGAUUUUUAAAUGUAACUCUCAGGGAGAUGCUUUCUAUAUAAGCUCUUGUGAACUUAGUUUUUCAAUCCGAUAUUUGAGAUGCAGAAGAGAUUUAUAAAUGUGAGGGGUCAAACGUCAAAUCUGAGAAAAAAUAGAGGUGAAUGUUUUUGGGUUUUUUUGCCUUAAGAGGAGCACUUCUUUUGUAAAUAAACAAUAAAAAGCUUCAAUGUAAA